AUGGCGGCCGCUGACCAGGUUUCGGCUCUCCAACAGCGACAACCCGGACCGUCGUCUAUACCUACCUCCGACCUGAUCCUCCGCGAGACACAAUACCUAUACUCGUUUACGCUCCUCGUUGCUUUCGUGUCAUGUGUGGCAUGGUACAGUGUUUAUAAUGCAAAAAAACAGGAGAACAUUGUGCAAUCGCACUUAAAAGGCCCCGGAGGAAAGCCGUUGCCCGUCACAAAAAAAAAGACAACAGAUGAUGGCGCGCGCAAGCUCGGCCCUCACUUUGGCUCGGUUGCUAAGAACGUCUUUCGUUAUCUGGCCGCAGUUAUCUUCAUGUCCUACAUUGCAACUGGCGCCUUCAUGUUUGACCAUGCCUUCUACCACGACGACCCCUACAAAUGGUCCAAGGAAGGCCUUGCAUGGGCUGGCGAGUGGACCGUCGUCCACGUUCUUGGCUCCAUCUUCUUCUACCUCUAUAUCCUUUUCUCCCUCUUCGACUGGAAAAAGGGCCCCAACGUCGUUCACCUCUUGAUUUGGGUCCUAGGCCUAGCCGGCGAGAUUGUGAUCUUCGCCACCACCUUCAAAGCUGCCGCUGCAUGCCGCAUGGCCAACCCCCAGGCCCAAUUGAGCGCUAGAGGCUGCUUCGAUCACUGGAUUAAACUUGACUUGGUUUUAUACUUUGUCCGAAUCCUCCAUCUUACUGCACUCAUUGGCGUCUUUAGCAUCGCCUGGAUCUGCAAAGUACGAUCAAAGCGCUCUGACAAGCUCGAGGACGGCUUUGACCAUGAGCAAACUCCUCUUUUGAACGGCUAUCAGAGGUCGUAUGAAACCCAAAACGGCGAUGCUAUUUCUAACGGGACCAUUGGACGCGAAUCAUACCCUCGUCGCUCUCGAGGCCGAACCAUGUCUAACGCAGCCAAAAACGCAGCCCCGAACUCUCGCAAAGACGAAAACGCUGCCUUUUAUCGACCGCAAAAGCUUCCCCACAAGACAUGGUGGGAGUAUAUCCGCGGAUAUUCCCUUUUUUUCCCUUACUUGUGGCCCAAGGAUUCCGUCAUGCUGCAGCUGCAGGUCCUCGUUUGCUUUGUCUUGGUCAUUAUCCAGCGUAUCGUCAACAUCAUUGUGCCGACCCAGAUCGGUGAGGUUGUCAAGCAGCUCAACCAUGCCAUCAAGGAAGUGCAAGAUGGACAACCCCUGACUAUGGAUCUGUUUCCGCUCCGCGCCUCCCUGUUUCUUGGGCUUCUCUGGAUUCUGCAGGGCAUGCUUGGGCCGCUUCGAUCGUUACUUUGGAUACCUGUCUCCCAGUACUCGUACCGCGGCUUGACGACGGCUGCUUUCAACCAUGUGCAUUCUCUCAGCUUGGACUUCCAUCUCUCCAAGCGCACGGGCGAAGUCCUGUCGGCACUCAACAAGGGUUCUUCCAUAAACUCCUUCCUUGAGCAGGUCACUUUUCAAGUCAUCCCUAUGCUUUUUGAUUUGGUCUUAUCUAUUAGCGUUUUUUACUACAAAUUCGGACCCCUCUACGCGCAAAUUAACUUGGUCGAUACCUGCUGGUAUCUCUACAUGACUAUCAAGAUGGCAUCGACCCGAGCUGACCAACGACGCGAAAUGACUAAUGCCGAUAGAGAAGAAGAGGCCGUCAAGAAUGAUUCUAUAUCUAGCUACGAGACGGUCAAAUACUUCAACGCCGAAGAGUACGAAUCCAACCGUUAUCGUGACAAGGUCGGAGCCUACCAAAAAGCCGAAGCCAAGGUACAAAUUGGUAUGGUCAUGAUGAACGUGUGCCAGACGCUUGUUUUCAAUCUUGGCAGGAUUUUGGCCGCCCUCAUCUGUGGUUGGCAGGUUGCUGUGGGAAGCCGCGAAUCUAGUGAUUGGUUUGUCGUCAUUUCCUACCUCACCCAGCUUCAAGGCCCGCUCAACUUCUUCGGCACCUUCUACCGUACAGUACAGCAAUCCAUGAUUUCAGGCGAGCGCUUGCUUGAGUUGUUCAAAAUUCAGCCUACGGUUGUCGACAGUCCCAACGCAAAGCCUCUCGAAAACUUUUCCGGCCACAUUCGCUGGAAAAAUGUCAACUUUUCUUACGACAGGCGCCGUCCGGCGCUGCGCAAUAUCAGCUUCGAGUGUCAACCUGGAACCACGACUGCAUUUGUUGGAGAGUCUGGCGGCGGAAAAUCUACCCUUUUCCGUCACAUGUUCCGAUACUACGAGUGCGACGAAGGUAGCAUUGAAUUGGACGGCCAAGAUGUACGAGACUUGACAAUUUCGUCCGUUCGUCGUCAUAUCGGUGUUGUUCCUCAAGAUACAACUUUGUUCAACGAAUCGCUCAUGUACAAUCUGAGAUACGCAAACCCAAACGCUACGGAUGAGGAAGUCUAUGCUGCCUGCCAGGCUGCCAGCAUUCAUGACCGGAUUUUAUCGUUCCCGGACCAAUACGAAACCCAGGUUGGAGAACGUGGUCUGAGGCUGAGCGGCGGCGAGAAGCAACGGGUUGCAAUCGCUCGCACUAUUCUCAAGGAUCCUCGCAUCAUCAUGCUUGACGAGGCCACCUCAGCUCUGGACUCGCACACCGAGCAGGAGAUCCAAGAGAAUGUUUGGGACAUCGGCCAAGGCCGCACUCUACUUAUUAUUGCCCACCGUUUGUCCACGAUUACCCAUGCUGACCAGAUUGUGGUUCUUCAUGCUGGUACAAUCGUUGAGAAGGGCACACAUGCGGAGCUUCUGGCUGCUGGUGGCCGAUACGCGUCGAUGUGGGACAAGCAGAUCCGGGCCGAACGCGCUCUCGAUGCUGCUAGAACUGCGACUCUCCGUGCCACACGUUUCCUCCGCAAGGCUAACAUGGGCCACAAGAAGGGAACCGAGACGCCUCUAGACGGCUAUAACAGUCUAGGCUCCUCGGCUACCCUUACUGGCAACAAUGCAAGCCGCGGAUCCAAGAACAGCAAGAGUGACGACACGACGGAAGAGGUCACCACGUCCGGCUCGUCCUCGUCGGACGAGGAGUCUGGACACACGGACGACCACUCGCCAGAGCGCAAAUUGAACCAGUAA
Messenger RNA from Cordyceps militaris CM01, 3039 nucleotides. RefSeq names its product heavy metal tolerance protein precursor. Gene Ontology annotation, molecular function: ATP hydrolysis activity; ATP binding; ABC-type transporter activity. The transcript has a single exon. Gene Ontology annotation, cellular component: membrane. The coding region runs from base 1 to 3039 and encodes 1012 amino acids. Lineage: Eukaryota; Fungi; Ascomycota; Sordariomycetes; Hypocreales; Cordycipitaceae. Gene Ontology annotation, biological process: transmembrane transport. The record is from RefSeq and is a predicted model, not a curated record.